AUGACAGAGGAAGAAUUCAGAGUGAUGUGGAUCACUCUAGGAAAUGGAUACAAAGAAAAAAUAAGGAAUAUCCUGCAACACCAAAACCAACUGAGACGUCAAGUCAACAACACAAGACCCAUCAUGAUGCAACUGAAUGACGCCUGCACACACAACCACAAAAUAGAAAAUGUGGAAUGGAUCUACAAUCUCUUUGCUGCAAAUGGCAUAGAUAUCUCUGAAUUCUUCGCCUGGUUCACCAUCAUAGGAGACAAAAAACUGCAGAAAAUCAACAAUCUAGUGCUCAAAGGACCAACAGGAACAGGAAAAACACUGACAUUGGCAACACUGCUCCACAAACUAAACACUGGAACCAUUACAAGAGGUGCUGAUACCAACCAGUUCCAUCUUCAAAACCUACUCUCAAGGAACUUUGGACUCUUUGAAGAACCAAGAAUCAGUGUGGCUACAGUAGAUGAAUACAAACUGCUUCUAGAAGGUUCACAAUUCGAAAUCAAUGUCAAGAAUUCUGACAUGGAACAACUGCAUCGCAUUCCCAUCCUCAUCUCUACCAACAGAGACAUCGAUUACUGGGUCCCACCAGCAGACGGACAAGCCCUCCAAUCACGAUGCAAGACAUUCGAACUCUCAAAAGAAAUAAAAGGCAUGAGCGACAGGGCAGUGCUUCAGACAGGGCUGGAUCCCCCACCAGGACACAUCUCACUGGACGACUUCCUAUACAUCUACAGAGAGAGAAAGGAAGAAAUCGACAAACAUGUCAGGAGAGCAAAAAGAGGAGCCGACGCGAUGGAGAGUGAGGAAAACGAGGAGGCACACAACAGCAACUGGGACACUAGAGCUGACCUGAUCUUGCCCUUCAAGCAGGACUCCAUCAACUGCACCAUUCAACAGCGUCGUUACAUAGAAAUCGACGCCAUUCCAAACUCAGAAAGCUGCUAG
Scylla paramamosain (green mud crab) is the source of this 939-nucleotide messenger RNA. RefSeq lists its product as uncharacterized. Gene Ontology annotation, biological process: viral genome replication. The record is from RefSeq and is a predicted model, not a curated record. The coding region runs from base 1 to 939 and encodes 312 amino acids. Lineage: Eukaryota; Metazoa; Arthropoda; Malacostraca; Decapoda; Portunidae. The transcript has 2 exons.